Melozone crissalis (California towhee) is the source of this 891-nucleotide messenger RNA. It is a transcript of the gene RNF32, whose product is annotated as ring finger protein 32. Gene Ontology annotation, molecular function: protein binding. Lineage: Eukaryota; Metazoa; Chordata; Aves; Passeriformes; Passerellidae. The record is from RefSeq and is a predicted model, not a curated record.
AUGACCGAGGCUCCUGCAGAGUUUAUCAGGUCACUCAGACCUACACCACAUCUCAGGUUUGAGCACCAUUCCAAAGAUCUAGUCUGGACCCAUUCCAUGCUUGAGUCUGGGGGAGGGUGGAACAAAAUGAUGCCUGGAGCCCAAAAGGAGAGAGAAGAAGUGGGACCCCCGGGCAAUGCAGGAUGCAGCUGGGAUUCCAGGACAGGCUGGCCUGCAACACCCAACAAAAGACCAAACCAGCUCCAGGGCUGUUCUUCCAAACAAGAGACAAGAGCAGUUUCUGCAGUUGCUCUACAGGAUCAUAUAAUACACAAUCAUCAGCUGCAGGAUCCUUUAACAUUCUAAGUCAAGGACAAGGAAUACCAACAACUUUUACAAAUCCCAUGAAUAAAAGAAAUAGUCGUCGUAAUAGCAAAUACUGGACUAAGAAAAAAGAGCACAAGCAAGGAAGAUGCAAAAAAGGAGAAUCUUCUUGACCCCAGUGCUCCACAGCUGAAUUUAGAAUGGGUAAAGAGCUCCACACAGCAUGGAAAAUCCAUACAGUGCUGUCCAAUAUUCAGGAAGGAAUUUGCAAUUUGACCCAGGACAGGUAAAAAUUGUCCCAUGUGUAGAAAAGAGCAAUAUCAGAUGAGAGUAAUACAUGAUGGGGCAUGCUUAGUUAAAUUGAAUUAAUUAGAAUUGUCUUACAGAAUUUAAGCUUCCUGGAGGGGAUAUAUUGCUAGAAAAGAGUCUAAAGACUUAAGGGAAGCAGUGCCUCCUAUGGAUAGAAAAUUAAGAAAGCAACUAUUUGAAAAAAUGCUUUGCUUUCCAGCUCAAGGAUGCUCACUUGCUUACAGCACCAGGUCAGGCCUGGUCAAGUCUGAUACCACUAUACAUGAUGACCAAGCAUAA